GGGGGCCGGAAGUAGCCCGGUGACCCCGGAACUACAACACGAGGGGGCUGCUUGUGGCUACUCUAAGAUGUCUUCCCUUGUUGCGCGCUCCUCACGAAGCCUUCCGACAAAGCGUUGACUUUUGUUCGGUUCUGUCGAACGUCCGUCGAACGUCCGUGGAACGUCCGUGGAACGACCCUUGAACGUUCGUGGAACGACCCUCGAACGUUCGUGGAACGUCCGCCGAACGUUCGUGGAACGUCCGUGGAACGUUCGGUCGCCGUGGCGGAGAUCAACAACAUCACCAUCAACAACAUCAUCAACAACACCAUCAACAACAUCAACACCAUCAACAACAUCACCAUCAACAACGUCACCAACAACAUCAUCACCAUCAACAACAUCACCAUCAAUAACAUCACCAUCAACAACAACCUCAACAUCACCAUCAACAACAUCACCACCAUCAACAUCACCACCAUCAACAAAAGCGUCAAGAACAUCGUCAGCUAACCAGGGCCCGUGAUGGCGGCGUGGUCCCAGAGCCCGCAGACCCUGGGGUCGCUGUGCGUGGAGGCCUGCUUGCGCAACCUCACACAGACGCUCUGCUACCGCGACACGGCAGGGGCCGCCGGUGGCCCCGGUGGCCCCGGUGGCCCCGGUGGACCCGGCGGCCCCGGUGCCCUGCGUCUCCGUCCGGACGUCUUCCUGCCCAGCGAGAUCGCAGACCGCCUGGUCAACGCGUUCGUGUCGCUGCACUCCCUGGAGGGCUCCGUGCACCACCACCACCACCAGGGCUUCCUGCGCGCCUUCUCAGAGCCGCGAGUGGCACGGCUGCAGCGUGUCUCCCUGCGCGAGUUUGACUUCUCUGACUCGGACCUGGACGCCCUGUGCAAUCAGGCCCUGGUGGAGCUGGACCUCACGCACUGCGAGCAACUCACGGCGAGAUCGCUCCGCUCGCUGCGCCGCUGCCGGCGCUCGCUCACCGCCCUGGCGCUGCUCGGCUGCCCCGGCGUCUUCUGCGAGCCUCGCGGCGGCGGCGGCGGCGGCGACGACUCGGCCGACGCCGGAGUCACCGGCCGAGUCGCCGGCGCCGGUGGCAACGCGGCCGGCGGCGGCGGCGGCGGCGGAGUCGUGGACGGAGCGCCGUACGCGCGGCCCGGCGAAGCGCCGCCGCCGCCGCCGCCGCCGCCGCCGCUCACCGGGAGGCACGGACACGACGGGGGGGCGCCGGCUGACGAGAGGAAGGGCGGCUCGGUGCCGUGGAUGGCGCUGGCACAGGACGCGUCUCUGGCCUGCUUUGAGCGCCUCCGCUUCGUGUCGCUGGGCGGCCUCCCGCGUGGCGUGGAUGUGGGCGGUGCGCUGGGCUCCCUGCCCGUGCUGGGCGCCCUGCGCCUCAGCAGCACGGAGCUGCCCGAGGACCCGUCCUUCCUGCUCCGCUGGCGCCCCACGUUGCGCUCCCUGGGCCUACACAACUGCGGGCCCACGCCGGCCUACCUGCGGGUCGUCUGCCUCCUCGCCGAGCUGCGGCACCUGGACAUCUCCCGUGACAAGGCGGUGGGCCAGCAGUGCGUGCCGCUGACGCGCGGGGCCCUGUGCGGCCUGGCACAGGGCCUGCCUCACCUGGAGGCCCUCGACCUCUCCGGCAACACCUUCGGCGACGGCUGCACCGUCGGUCCCGACGAGGAGGCGCCCUGCGCCGGCAGCACGCAACCUUCGGAUAGCAGCAUCGCUCCGUUCCGUCGCCGCUCUCAGCCGUUCCAGUUCCUGGGUUUGUUCGGCACGACGCUGUGCACCGUGAAGAACAUCCCGGCGCACGUGGUGACGGGCGAGGAGAGUGAGGCCCACGUGCUCAACGCCAUCGAGGCCUACACCGACCUCAGGCCUGAGGUAGCCUCCACCGCCAUCAACUGCCUCUUCGUGCUGGCACGGAUCUCCCGCUGCCAGCAGCCCCUACGGGCCCUGCAGCUGGUGGUGUGCGCCCUCCGUCGCCACCGCUACAACCGCCACGUGCAGGUGACGGGGAGUGCUGCUCUCUUCUACCUGACGGGCAGUGAGUAUCGCGCCGAGCACUCGGAGGCCCUUCGGCGGCAAGUCCUCUCUGUGGUGCUCAACGGCAUGGAGGCCUACCAGGAGGUUACCGUGCAGCGCAACUGCUGCCUCACGCUGUGUAACUUUGGCGUGCCCGAGGAGCUGGAGUUUGCGUACGGGCGUGCCACGCGCCUGCUGCUCGCCAUCUUGCAGCAGCCCACGCAGGACUCGGUGCAGCGGAUCGCCGUGCACCUCUGCAACGCGCUCGUGUGCCAGGUGGACCACGCGCACAAGGAGGCCGUCGGGCGCAUGGGGUUCGUGCGGACGAUGAUGAAGAUCAUCAGGUAUCGACUGCUGAGGAAGACGUGCGACCAGGUGAUGGAGUUCUCAUGGAGCGCUCUGUGGAACAUCACGGACGAGACUCCGGACAACUGCAAAAUCUUCCUGAUGCUCAACGGGAUGCCCCUCUUCCUCGAAUGCCUCCACGAGUUCCCCAGGAAGCAGGAGCUGCAUCGCAACAUGCUGGGCCUUCUGGGUAACGUGGCCGAGGUGAAGUCCCUGCGUCCCUUCCUCAUGACCACGCAGUUCGUCACCGUCUUCAGCGAGCUGCUGGAGAGUGACGCGGACGGCAUAGAAGUGUCGUACAACGCUUGCGGCAUGCUGGCACACAUGCUGCACGACGGGGAGGGCGCGUGGGGAGACGUGCGGCCCCCACGACACCUCGUCGCCCAGCGCAUGUGGAACGCCAUCGCCCGCUGGGACGCCACCUCGCGGCGCAACAUCAACUACCGGUCUUUUGAGCCAAUCCUGAGGCUCAUUCCACAGUCGGUGUCUCCUGUGAGCCAACACUGGGCAACCUGGGCCCUGUACAACCUCAUCACAGUGUACCCUGACAAGUACUGCCCGCUGCUGAUCGCCGAGAAUGGCCCACAGCUGCUGAUGGGCAUGCUGGACAGCCCCAGCACACACGCAGACACCAAGGAGAAGGCGAGGAAAGUGAUCGAGUUGUGCCGAGAUCAUCAGCAGUCUUAGCUGCCUCGGUGGUGGAGGUGGUGGAGGUGGUGGUGGAGGUGGUGGAGGUGGUGGAGGAGGGGGUGGAG
This is a messenger RNA of Petromyzon marinus (sea lamprey), 3110 nucleotides long. Lineage: Eukaryota; Metazoa; Chordata; Hyperoartia; Petromyzontiformes; Petromyzontidae. The record is from RefSeq and is a predicted model, not a curated record.